AUGAGAGAUCCCAUCCAGAUCCCACAUGAGUAUUAUGAGCAAGGUGACUUCAUCAUUGCUGGUAUCUUUUCUCAGUUCUUCUCCUUUUUUAACACCAUGACCUUUGAUCAACACCCCAAUGAAAUGUUUGUUGAAGAAUCUAUUGUAGUGAUUAAAAACUACCAGCAUAUCCUGACCUUCAUCUUUGCAGUGAAGGAGAUCAAUGAGAAUCCCACAAUCUUACCAAAUGUUACAUUGGGAUUCCACAUCUAUGACAGCUACUUCAAUGAAAGGUUGACUUAUCAGAACACUCUGAACCUUCUAUUUAGCCUGAAUGGGGUUGUCCCCAACUUUAAGUGUGACACACAGAAGAAUCUGAUAGCUGCCGUUGGAGGACUUGACUCUGAAACCUCCUUCUACAUGGCCACCAUCUUGGGCAUCUACAAGAUUCCACAGGUCUCUUAUUAUUUAUUUGGUCGUUCUCUGAGUUCUAAAGCCCAGUUUCCUUUCAUCUAUCGGGUGGUUCCCAAUGAAGAGUAUCAGUACACUGGAAUUAUACAACUACUUCUGCAUUUUGAGUGGACAUGGGUUGGGAUCAUCACACUGGAUGAUGAUAAAGGAGAAAUUUUUGUGUCGACCUUGGUGCCAAGACUAUUACAGAGUGACAUAUGUAUUGCAUUCACUGACAAGAUGCCUCCCCUGACGGACUUCUCUGAAAUGCAUGAAGUGUAUAUAAAGACAGAAAAUAUGCUUCAUCUUUUCAAGAACAACAACGCUAAAGCACUUGUUGUAUAUGCAGAAACUCACUCCACAUUGAGUUUGAAAUAUUUGCUAGUACAAGCAGAAGAUAUAGUACAGACUCUAGGCAGAGUGUGGAUUCUGACAGCCCAAUGGGACUUCCCAGCAUUACAGUUUCAUAGGAACUGGGACAUACAAGUCUUCCAGGGAGCCUUGUCCUUUGCCGUUCACUCCACUGAGGUACAGGAAUUCCAAAAAUUCCUUCCAACUUUAAAUCCCCACUCACUCCAGAAUGGAGACCAUUUUAUCAGAGAUUUUUGGGAGCAGGCUUUUGACUGUUCAUUUUCAGAUUUUCAUGUAGCUGGAGACAGUGAUGGAAGUUGCACUGGAAAGGAAAAGCUGGAGAGCCUUUCGGGACCAUUGUUUGAAAUGAGCAUGACUCCCCAAAGCUAUAGUAUUUACAAUGCUGUCUAUGUCAUAGCACAUGCUUUAGAUGCCAUGUACUCGUUGAAUCCCAAGCAUGGAGCAGUGACAGCACUUCCAAGCCCUCAACCAUGGCAGCUACAUACUUUCCUGAGGAGAAUCUCAUUUAACAACAGCGCUGGGGACCAGGUGGCUUUGGAUGAGAAAGGUGAAUUGGAAAGUGGAUUUGAUAUUAUAAAUUGGGUUACUUUCCCAAACAGAUCUUUCUCAAGGGUGAAAGUAGGAAGGAUGGAUCCAUGGACUUCUUCAGGCAGAGAAUUCAAGAUUAAUGAGGAUAUAAUCACAUGGCACAAUCUGUUUAACCAGAUGUCACCCUCUUCAGUGUGCAAUGAAAAAUGCACUCCUGGUUCUGUUAGAAAAAAGAAAGAUGGGAAACCAUUCUGUUGCUUUGAUUGUGAUCUAUGUCCAGAAGGGAUGAUUUCUGACCUCAAGGACAUGGACAACUGUAUCAAAUGCUCAGAAAAACAGUAUCCAAAUAAAGGCCAAGAUGGAUGCCUUCCAAAGGCUUUAAACUUUCUGGCUUAUGAUCAAGCCUUGAGCAUCGCUCUAACUUUCAUAGCACUUUCAUUUUCCAUGAUCACAGCUUUGGUACUAAGAAUAUUCAUUAAAUACCAGAACACUCCAAUUGUCAAAGCUAAUAAUCGAGGUCUUACAUUCACUCUGCUUAUCGCUCUCCUGCUCUGCUUCCUAUGUUCCUUGCUAUUCAUUGGCCAUCCUCAGGCAGUGACCUGCCUCCUCCGGCAGGUGGCUUUUGGCAUAAUCUUCUCUGUGGCUGUUUCUUCUGUGUUGGCAAAAACCAUCACUGUGGUUUUGGCAUUCAUGGCCACACAACCAGGAUCCAGGAUCAGGAACUGGGUGGGGAAAAGACUAGCAGCUUCUAUUGUUCUCCCCUGUUCUUUCAUUCAAGCUUUUAUUUGUACAGUUUGGCUCUGUACUGCUCCUCCAUUCCCAGAUUUGGACAUGAACUCAUUACCUGAAGAAAUUGUGGUUAAAUGUAAUGAAGGGUCUGUCCUUAUGUUUUACUGUGUGCUUGGCUACAUUGGAUUCCUGGCUGUAGUCAGCUUUGUUGUGGCUUUCUUUGCUAGGAACUUGCCCAGUGCUUUCAAUGAAGCCAAGUUCAUCACUUUCAGUAUGUUGGUGUUUUGCAGCGUGUGGGUCUCUUUUGUCCCCACUUACCUGAGUACAAAGGGAAAAUACAUGGUGGCUGUGGAGAUCUUCUCCAUCUUGACCUCUAGUGCUGGUUUAUUGGGUUGUAUAUUUUCUCCUAAAUGUUAUAUAAUUGUCCUCAAGCCUGAGCUAAACAGCAAGAAGCACCUAACACAGAGAAAUAUAUGA
Molecule: messenger RNA, 2535 nt
Organism: Rhineura floridana
Lineage: Eukaryota; Metazoa; Chordata; Lepidosauria; Squamata; Rhineuridae
Product: vomeronasal type-2 receptor 26-like
Exons: 6
Coding region: 1-2535 (844 amino acids)
Biological process (GO): G protein-coupled receptor signaling pathway
Cellular component (GO): membrane
Molecular function (GO): G protein-coupled receptor activity
Source: RefSeq, a predicted model, not a curated record